UCCCUCCACCCAUUGUCAUUCGCCACGAUACUCCAAUCCAUUGAGGUUGCGCCCCGAUCAGUGAAACUCGUGAGCACCGUUGACAUUACCAUCAAUUUCUGAACGAAAUCUAUUUUCGAUCCGCUGAAGAAAGUUGCUGCAGCUUCAGAGUUCCGAGAGCUUUGUCCAGAGGAUCAGAGCCGGCAAAGCACUUGGAAAUCUGCCAUGCUCCAAUAACUUUCUAGCCAGCUGGUUUAUACAUUUUCCAAGAGACCUCCAAGGACGCUUCAUUUGCUAUUAUAACACUUUUUUUUGAUAUAUCCUUAGAUUUUCUGCCGUGGUCAACCGUCCGCUGCUCUCACUUGAUCUAGACAUUCCUACUUUGCUUCAUUCAUCCUUUACCCACAUUGCACAAUUUCCCACAAAGGGAACUCCGAUCACAACAUGCCUCCUCGCUCGUCGUUAACAUCGUCUUUUGCCUUGAAUGACACCAAGGAAGAGGUUCACUGCCCCCUCGACAACCAAGAUGGCUCAAAGUGUCGUAAGAGAUGUACUGGUGAAAAACGAUAUCGCUCCAUGCAAGAGCAUAUUCGUCGUGCCCAUCAGGAGCACUACAUUCCCAAGCUUCCUGCUACAGAGGAGAGCUUCUUACUGAUGAUCAACACACCACCAUCAGAAUCGCGCAACAACAAUUCCAGCUCAUCCAGCGGCCAGGGCUUCUACGACAACUCGGCAUAUGCUUUUGACGAAUUGAGCAAUAAUCCAGCGACACCACGCAAUUGGGACGACAUUGCUCGCCUUGAAGGUACCGCCAGUGCCGCUGCUGCACUUGCAGGCCUGGGGGGCUCAUAUGACAGGGACUCUGCCGACGGUGAUCAUUAUUCGCACAUUGACAGCAGUGCCAAUCGGCCCAGAACCAGUGUCGAGCAUCCGACUAGGCUACCGGGCAUCGAGCACAUUGGCGACAUUCGAAGUGAUCCGUUUUCGAACCAAGCCCGAAGACCCAUUUCAAGCAUUCUCAACCACUCGCCACCGAACCGCAGCUCGACCCUCCCCCCAUCAAACGGGCCUCUCGGUCCUAACCGUGGACGAAAGUCGUCGGUCAGCAAGAAGUCACAACAUCGCAAGAAGCUGUCGCGAGAAAUCGCUCACGACUGGCUGCACAGGGUGCAGAACGAGGACAGGCCUUUUGGAUACGAUGGCCGCCCUUACUCUGCGGAACCCACUGCCCUCGAUCCCUCGCGUAUGCGUGGACAAUCGAGAAUCCACGAACUGCUCGAGGCAGCGUCAAUGAGUGGUGAUUUAGAUGAUAGAACAUCGGUCCCAAGGUCACCAAUUUCGAACGACAACCGCGGUUCGUUGCCUCCACUGGCGGCCUACCCACAGCUCUCGUCCAACAACUACCAGGCAUCGCCUCUGCAACAGGCCCUGACGCCGCCGUCCAACACACAUGAUAUCAUGCCCUUCCCCUCCGUCGAGGACAGCGACCCUUAUAUCGGUGGCUCAGCGCUGUCGGACUCUUCGCCGACCUUGACAGCUCGCAAGCCAUGCUUGUACUGCAGCGCCUGCCACAGCGCUGCCGACGUCAACAAAUCCUAUGCCUGCACAGAAUGCAUCAGUGGCUUCUGCAGUGCUUGUGUCGAGGUGCUCACAAAGGAGCACGGAGAGCGAAGGCAAUGUCCCCGCUGCAACACCAUCGGCGGGAUGUUCAAGCCCAUUCAACUCGAGAUCAAGAUGAGGUAGAUGAACCAGGCCGGAACAAAUGACCGACUCCCCGGCUCGCGCAAGGCACUCAUCGUUCUAUGGCGCUUGGGGGACCUUUUGAUACUUUUUUUCUGAUUGCUCAUGUUUGCAUGUUGCUGUUUCUGGCGCUAUUGUUUUCUGACUCUGUCUGGGUAGGGUUUUUGUACUGUACUCACAUUGUUCUUCAGCGUUCAUGGGGGCGGCGUUUGAUACUUCAUA
Messenger RNA from Emericellopsis atlantica, 1941 nucleotides. RefSeq lists its product as uncharacterized. The coding region runs from base 424 to 1722 and encodes 432 amino acids. The transcript is spliced from 4 exons. The record is from RefSeq and is a predicted model, not a curated record. NCBI's taxonomy places the organism in Eukaryota, Fungi, Ascomycota, Sordariomycetes, Hypocreales, Bionectriaceae.